AUGUCAAGCCUCUGUUUAUCCUCUCUCCCUCCUGCUCAGCUCGGCAUCGCUUUGGGCUUUCUGGUCCCUCCAGUUCUGGUUCCUAAUGUUGAGGAUGUGGAGAAGCUGGCCUACCACAUCAGCAUCAUGUUCUUCAUGACUGCAGGUGUGGCAUCAGCCCUAUUCAUCCUGGUCAUCAUAGUCUUCCAGGAGAAGCCCCUCCACCCUCCAAGCAGAGCUCAGGCCUUGAUCGAGUCGAGACCGACAGAGGAGUAUUCCUACGUGCAAUCAAUCCUCCGUCUGCUCCACAAUGCUAACUUUCUGCUGCUUAUGGUCACUUAUGGUCUCAAUACAGGUUGUUUCUACGCCCUCUCUGCUGAAUUUUUGAUCCAUCACUACCCAGGGGAGGAGGUGAAUGCUGGCAGGAUUGGACUAACCAUUGUACUCUCCGGGAUGGUUGGGGCUCUGAUCUCCGGCAUCUGGUUGGACAGAACCAAAACCUACAAGCAGACAACACUAGUCGUCUAUAUCAUGUCUAUGGUGGGAAUGAUAGUCUACACCUUCACUCUGAACCUAGGUCACCUCUGGGUGGUCUUCAUGACUGCUGGCAUGCUGGGGUUUUUCAUGACAGGAUACCUUCCCCUGGGUUUUGAGUUUGCUGUGGAGUUGACAUAUCCAGAAUCAGAAGGAACAUCAUCAGGGCUGCUUAAUGUCUCAGCACAGAUUUUUGGUAUUGCCUUCACCAUUGGCCAAGGGCAAAUCAUGGAUCGCUUUGGAACGAAGGCAGGAAACAUCUUUCUUUGUUCCUUUCUGUUCCUGGGGACUGUUAUGACAGCAUUCAUUAAGGCAGAUCUCCGAAGACAGCAGGCUAAUUCAGAAAACGAAAAGACAAGACUCCAAGGCAGCAAUCAGAUCAUGGAUUAUGGGACUGUAGCUUGUAACUCUAACCUCAUCAAUUCCCACUCCUGCUCACUAGCUCAUACACAAAGGUAG
Acanthisitta chloris (rifleman) is the source of this 972-nucleotide messenger RNA. RefSeq names its product feline leukemia virus subgroup C cellular receptor family, member 2 (gene FLVCR2). The transcript is spliced from 9 exons. The record is from RefSeq and is a predicted model, not a curated record. The coding region runs from base 1 to 972 and encodes 323 amino acids. Lineage: Eukaryota; Metazoa; Chordata; Aves; Passeriformes; Acanthisittidae. Gene Ontology annotation, biological process: heme export; transmembrane transport. Gene Ontology annotation, cellular component: membrane. Gene Ontology annotation, molecular function: heme binding; heme transmembrane transporter activity.